AUGACCAGUUUCAUGUAUUCACCAAAUAUCACAACCGCUAUCUCCUCCUCCUCCUCAUUUGAUCCCGUCCCUCCGUCUUCCGUUCUCCGAAUGCCUUCCCUUGACAGUUCGACCGUCGCAAACGACGAUGACCGCGGGUAUGCCUCGCAGCAUGGCAGGUGCAGAGACGGUGACUUGCGCGUUAAUUAGUUUAUAGUGAUAGUGGAGUUGGGCAGCAUCUACCGCACUCUCGCCCCCCCUCCCUCACCCUCCUAGGUCGUGACAGUUUAGAAUCGCGUCAGAUCGUCAAUAAUGAGGAAUCUGCGCCGAGAGCCGAUGCAUUCUCUCUCUCUCUCCUGUGCGCCAUUCCGCUGCCCGAGCCGGUCAGUAAUCCGCGAGGACUGGGUGUAAGUGGCUAACGGAGCUAAACAGCUGGUCUGCGCGUGCCUCACGCGACCUGGUUCUCCGGCACAGCACGCUGGUCUUCUUCACGAAGUGCGUGGGCAUCUCGGGGAUGAGAGCCCCUCUAGGGGAGGGGGGGGCAUCGAACCUGAAUCACAGUCCUUCAAUCAACCACUCCACAUAAAAUACACAGGGCUGGACACGGGGGCUGAGUUGUACAGUCAGUUGACAACCCUCCAAGUCCCUUCCUUACUGUCUUUAUCUCAUACGUAUCAUCACUUUUUUUGCUACUCAUGUUCUUUUUCUGGCAAGACUGCUCCAGACGUUUAUUUGACCGGGCAGGGUGGGUUUACGCACAAGACGAUCCUAUUCCCAAUGGGUUGUUCCGGCUGACAGCAUCGGUGUCAUUGAAUACUCAGCUCGUGAUCAGCGAAAACUAAUGUUCACGUUCUUCUCUGGACAAAUUCCAAAAUCUCCUCUCACUCAGUUUGGUCCUCAAAUGCACCACCCUGUUUUGCUGUAUUGGGGAGGGGACAAUCCUUCCUAUGCCACGGUAGUCUGUUUAAACUGUCACGUACUACAUUGGCUUCACAUGAUGCCCAACUCUCAUCCAUGGCUUCAGGAAGUUCCGCUUGGGUUGUUCCUUUGACUGGUGGGCGAAUCCUGUUCCCCAAAACGGCCUACACGGGAAGUAUGUUAGACCAGUGUGGGGGGCCAGAUCAGCUUCCGAUACGCGUUAUUAGGCUGUGCACUAACAACAGAUGCCACACGUGAGGGGGGUGGUGUGGCGACGCGCCCAUGCGCAGGCUCACACCGCGCCAGCCACCUACACCCGACCACACCUCCGUUUUCUUGACUCUGUCUGGGCACCUGAACCAUCUGGGUGGGGAGGAGAGAGUGCGGUAGAUGCUGCGUAAGUCGGUCAUCACUAUAAACUACUUCCCGCCCAGGUCACCGUCCCUACGCUUAUCCUGAUCUAGGGCACAGUGUGGAUAUCAUCGGCAACGAGGGUCGAACUCUCUCGGUGGACAAAGGAAGGUUUCUGAAAAUUCUGGCUUGGUGAAAAGAACCAAGCCAUGUGCAACAGGUGUAGAUCAGACUGCUGCCUGUUCAAAGACCGCGCCGCAGUUAGUCUUCAAUCGUCCUGACCCGAACUGCCACCAAACCAAUGGGAGCGAUGGGGGGGGGGGACAGGAGAGGGAAAGCGACAAGCUUCCGCACGUGCAAGUCAUCCUACUACCGUCUGUCACCUUCUAUUUGGUGAUGGUUGUGGACGAUGGACUAACCAGCACCUGGAAGCAAGAACCUAAGGCUUGCCUACAUAGAUUCGAAUCCCCUCCGCAGAACAAAAGUCGACUUAAGUGCAUACUGCUCCUGUCGCAUCCUCAGAGAGGCCAGACAUGCAUGCUCGUUGUUGGUCGGCCGGCCGGCCAGUCGGAGUGUUAACAAGCCCAAUGACCCAAUGUUCUCCGCAGUAAUGGCUGCCCUCUUUAACGCAGGUCAGGCUUACAUAGCUGCAAGGCCCUGCUCGCUAUUCGGCGGAAUUUCGACGAGAUUUUUGAACUCCUACGGCCUCGAUCCCACCGUGGGCUUUCCUAAGGGUCCUUUUCUGGCUCACCUGGUGACAAGAUACGUCUCAAUAAUGUGUUCUGUUCUUGUUGCGCUGUGUGCAGUGAUCAGUUUGCAGGGCAGUCGAAUACCCCCACAGUCAGUCUCCUCCUCUUCCUCAUCCUCAUCCUCAUCCUCCUCCUCCUCCUCGUCCUUCGAUCGCGGACGGCCUGGACAAGCUGGGGCAGGCGGGCAGUCUGCCCACCAGUUAUUUCGGUCGCAGGCAUGGAGGGGAGGGGGGAAGCUGCCCUGGACUACUUCUGCCGCUAGUGAGCUCGCCUACAACUAG
Messenger RNA from Spirometra erinaceieuropaei, 2278 nucleotides. NCBI's taxonomy places the organism in Eukaryota, Metazoa, Platyhelminthes, Cestoda, Diphyllobothriidea, Diphyllobothriidae. The record is from the annotation of a GenBank genome assembly.